This is a messenger RNA of Cuscuta campestris, 1320 nucleotides long. Lineage: Eukaryota; Viridiplantae; Streptophyta; Magnoliopsida; Solanales; Convolvulaceae. The record is from the annotation of a GenBank genome assembly.
AUAAGAAGGAGAUUUAGAGAUGGAAAAAAGAGAUGAAUGUGUACAUAAUUUUGAUUAUAAUAAUAAUAAAAAACAAUAUCCCCUGAAAUUCCCACCAUGUCCCUUAUCUAACCAGCCUCCUCCUCCGAUGGCUUCUUCUGCCCCUUCAGCCGUCCUUCGUCUCCGACUAUCCAACCAUUACGCACAUUCCCUUCAGCACAUUCCCAGAAAUUCCCACAAUGUCCCUUCUCUUCCCUGCCCUUCCCCCAGCUGUUACUCAAUUCUCCUCAAAGCCAGCUUUUCAAGCACAGUCCCAUUCGCCGUCUCAGAUUCAGACUCCGCGAAAUCCCUCGAACCCGAUCCUCGAUCGCUCCUCCGAGAAGUUGCAGACAGCUUUGAUCUCCCUGCGGAUUAUUUGUCACGCUUGCCUUGGGAUCUUCGUCUCGAUCUAAAUGAUGCAGCCUUUGAUCUUUCAAAUGGUCCAGUUCAAAGUGAGUGUGGUGAAGAGAUCGGGGAGACAUUGCUAAAUAUAAGUAGAGCGUGGGAACUGGCUGACACAUCAACUUCAGCAGCUUUGAUGGUCAAGGUUACUCAGCUUGGAGACUGUUUGACGAGUUCUCAAAAGUCAGCACUCGGAAAGCGUUUGUUAUCUGCUGGAAGGAGGUUUCAGUCCAUGGGACAGUAUGACAAGGGUGAAGUGCAGCGGAUUGCUGAAGUGAUGAUGAGGACUGGGAUGCUUUUGUCUGGAUAUGCAGUAUCUGCAGGUACUGAUGAAGAACCAAAGCAACAAACCCGGACUUUUAAGUUUGGUGAGCUUGAAGUUGCACUCAGUUCUGGUAAAGCAUAUGUUGGAACUGCCAUUGGUUCUGCAUUCGGGAUCUUAUGUUGGGGAUUGAGUCAACGUGUUGCGAGUGUACCUGAGAGCUCAUUCCAGUAUGCAAAUGACAAUGCUCUGUUACUUGCGAAGUCACUGCAAGGAUUUCUUCUGGCGCUUCUCUAUUCCUCAACCGUCUUGUCUGCUUUCGUAACCAUUGGGCUUCUUUUACUCGCGGGACAACUCAAGUCGAGUGGUAAGUGACUAAGGCCAAGUUUGGUCAUGCGGAGAACAGUAUUACCUUCCACUGUAAAUAGGCAACACAUCUAUCCUUCAUCCAAACAUGGAAUACACAUUUGUUUCUGCUCCUAUUUGAGUAAAGCCAAUACAACAUUUUAUGUUUAAUGCAAAGGUAAACACAUGGUUACCAAGUGUGCUCAUUAGGGCAAUGCUAGGGGUACCCCAUGUUGGUGUACCCCUAGCUUAAUUCUAGUUACAAUUAUGUGAAAUGAAAAGAGAGAUGUAAA